GCAAAAGUAGCUAUCUACCAUAUGCAACAUAUCUCUGCAGCCAACAAUUUUGUAACAAUCCCACCAGGCCUCCCAGUCCAUUGAAUCAGCCAUGUCUCCCAAUCACCCUCCAAAACCGCAUCCAAAGACCCCAUUGCAAUCUAUAAUCAGCUCCCACGACUUCGAGCAUGCAGCUUCAAUCUCGCUAGCCCCCAAAACAUGGUCCUUCUACUCGUGCGCCGCCAGGGAUCUGGUAACCCACAAGCUGAAUAGCAGCAUAUACAACCAGAUCCUCUUCCGCCCCCGCACAAUGACCGACGUCUCGACCGCCGAUACGACGACCUCCAUCCUCGGCCGCCGCUCCGCCCUCCCUCUCUUCUGCGCCCCCGCCGCCCUCUCCGAUGGUGCAUCCCGACGGUGAACGCGCCCUCGCGCGCGCGUGCCAGAAAUCCGGCAUCCCGCAGUGUGUCAGCACCAGCGCGUCGUUCCGGGUAGAAGCCAUCUUCGCGUCGAUUUCGGCGCCGCCGGUGCUGGAUACGCCGCCGCCUGUGCCGAUGACGUUUUUCUUCCAGCUGUAUGUUGAUAAGAACCGGGCGAAGUCGGAGGAGUUGUUGAGGACGGCGGAGAGGCUGGGGGCGAAGGCGGUGUUUGUUACGGUGGACGGGCCGGUGCAGGGGAAGAGGGAGGCGGAUGAGAGGGUCAAGGCGGAUAGGGAGUUGGCGCCGAUGAGUGGGAUGAGGGCGAGGAAUGAUGAGAAGGGGAGCAGUAUUUCGAGAGCGAUGGGGUCGUAUAUUGAUCCCACGCUGAGUUGGAAGGAUGUGGAGUGGUUGAGGAAGAGUACGAAGUUGCCGAUUAUUCUGAAGGGGAUAAUGACGGCACAGGAUGCGGUGCUGGCAAUGCAGCAUGGGAUUGAUGGGAUUGUGCUUAGCAAUCAUGGUGGUAGGAAUCUCGACACAAGCCCUCCUCCAAUGUUGGUUCUGUUAGAGAUUCGGAAGAAUAGCCCGGAGGUUUUCGACAAAGUGGAAGUGUUUGUUGAUGGGGGCAUCAAGAGAGGAACAGAUAUCUUCAAAGCAUUGUGCCUUGGGGCGAAGGCUGUCGGCAUUGGACGGGGCUUUCUUUGGGCACUUAACUAUGGGGAAGAAGGUGUAAAGAAGUUCAUUGAUAUCUUGAGGGAUGAGCUGGAGACUACGAUGAAGCUUUGCGGGAUUACGGAUUUGAGCCAGGUAACCCGGGCUUGGUGAACACGCUCGCUGUUGACCAUCUAGUGCCUGGUGGAGAGGGGCAUCCGUAUGCGAAGUGGAGGCCGAAGGCUAGGAUAUAGAAUGGAAGAUUCCUUCUUGUAUUUAUUAUGAGAAAAUAUUAGACAUUGGUGAAGGCACAAUUUUCCUGGCAGCAACAAUGCUAAUGGUUGCUCAGGAUGUGACAAUGGCCUCCAAUAGUAUAUACAGACC
Messenger RNA from Pseudogymnoascus destructans, 1430 nucleotides. RefSeq lists its product as uncharacterized. The coding region runs from base 381 to 1220 and encodes 279 amino acids. NCBI's taxonomy places the organism in Eukaryota, Fungi, Ascomycota, Leotiomycetes, Thelebolales, Thelebolaceae. The transcript has a single exon. Gene Ontology annotation, molecular function: oxidoreductase activity. The record is from RefSeq and is a predicted model, not a curated record.